This is a messenger RNA of Elephantulus edwardii (Cape elephant shrew), 756 nucleotides long. It is a transcript of the gene C1QB, whose product is annotated as complement component 1, q subcomponent, B chain. The record is from RefSeq and is a predicted model, not a curated record. Lineage: Eukaryota; Metazoa; Chordata; Mammalia; Macroscelidea; Macroscelididae. Gene Ontology annotation, molecular function: protein binding. The coding region runs from base 1 to 756 and encodes 251 amino acids. The transcript has 2 exons.
AUGACGAUCCUGUGUGGUGGCAUCCCCGCACUGCUGCCACUGAUGCUUCUGAAUCUGCUUGGUGUCUCCUGGGCCCAGAGCAGCUGCACUGGUCACGCAGCCAUCCCUGGCAUCCCAGGCAUCCCUGGGGCACCAGGCGCUUAUGGCCAACCUGGAACUCCAGGGGUAAAAGGAGAGAGAGGUCUGCCAGGACUAGCUGGAGACCACGGGGAGUUUGGCGAGAAAGGGGAUCCAGGGACCCCUGGGAAUCCAGGAAAAGUUGGCCCUAAGGGUCCCAUUGGCCCCAAAGGCUCCCCAGGACUCCCUGGAUUCCGUGGCCAAAAGGGUGAAUCGGGAGACUACAAGGCCACGCAGAAAAUUGCCUUUUCCGCCAAGCGGAACACCAACAGUCCCCUGCGGCGGGACCAGGCCAUCCGCUUCGAACAGGUGAUCACCAACGAGAACAACAACUAUGAACCCCGCAAUGGCAAGUUCACGUGCAGGGUGCCGGGCCUCUACUACUUCACCUACCACGCCAGCUCUCGUGGGAACCUGUGCGUAAAUCUCGUCCGAGGCCGGGAACGCCUUCAGAAGGUGGUCACCUUCUGUGACUACGCCCAGAACACCUUCCAGGUGGCCACGGGCGGCGUGGUCCUCAAGCUGGAGCAGGGCGAGAACGUGUACCUGCAGGCCACUGACAAGAACUCCUUGCUGGGCAUGGAAGGCGCUAACAGCAUCUUCUCUGGGUUCCUGCUCUUCCCAGACAUAGAGGCAUGA